Terrapene triunguis (Three-toed box turtle) is the source of this 900-nucleotide messenger RNA. RefSeq names its product adaptor related protein complex 4 subunit mu 1 (gene AP4M1). Lineage: Eukaryota; Metazoa; Chordata; Testudines; Emydidae. The transcript is spliced from 6 exons. The record is from RefSeq and is a predicted model, not a curated record. Gene Ontology annotation, cellular component: clathrin adaptor complex; trans-Golgi network; cytoplasmic vesicle. The annotation marks the transcript as partial. Gene Ontology annotation, biological process: protein targeting; Golgi to lysosome transport.
GCAGGCUACGGCACCGCCGUCCGCGCCGACCAAUGCGCCUUCCACAGCUCCGUGAAGCUGGACGAGUUCGAGAGCAGCCGCAUCCUGAAGGUCACCCCCAGCCAAGGGGAGCUGCCGGUGAUGCAGUACCAGCUGUCAGACGACAUCCCCUGCACCCUGCCCUUCCACCUCUUCCCCACGCUGGAGCGGGACCCCACGGGCAGGCUCCGCGUCUACCUCAAGCUCCGCUGUGACCUGGCUCCCAAAAGCCAGGCCCUGAACGUGCGAGUCCAGCUGCCGGUGCCAAAGGGGGUCGUCAGCCUGUCCCAGGAGCUGAGCAGCCCGGAGCAGAGCGCCGAGCUGCAGCCCAGCAUCAAGGCCAUUCGCUGGGUGAUCCCGCGCGUCCAGGGGGGCUCCCAACUCUCCGCCCUCUUCAAGCUGGAGAUCCCAGGGCUGAGCAGCUCCUCGCUGCUGGAAGUGGGGCCGGUGAACAUGUCCUUCGAGCUGCCCAUGCACACCUGCUCCGGCUUGCAGAUCCGCUUCCUGCGCUUCACGGCCCCACAGGCCGGACUGCCACACCGCUGGGUGCGCUACGUGUCCCACAGCGACUCCUAUGUCCUCCGCCUCUGAGCCCGGCCCCACCGCUGGGUGCGCUACGUGGCCCACAGCGACUCCUACGUCAUCCGCCUCUGAGCCCAGCCCCACCACUGGGUGCGCUACGUGUCCCACACCGACUCCUACGUCGUCCGCCUCUGAGCCCAGCCCCACCGCUGGGUGCGCUACGUGUCCCACAGCGACUCCUACGUCAUCCGCCUCUGAGCCCGGCCCCACCGCUGGGUGCGCUACGUGUCCCAUGGCGACUCCUACGUCCUCCGCCUCUGAACCCAGCCCCACCACUGGGUGCGCUACGUGUCCCACACC